Equus quagga is the source of this 11502-nucleotide messenger RNA. It is a transcript of the gene MYO15A, whose product is annotated as myosin XVA. Bases 1 to 10575 code for a protein of 3524 amino acids. Gene Ontology annotation, cellular component: cytoskeleton; myosin complex. Gene Ontology annotation, molecular function: ATP binding; cytoskeletal motor activity; protein binding. Lineage: Eukaryota; Metazoa; Chordata; Mammalia; Perissodactyla; Equidae. The transcript is spliced from 65 exons. The record is from RefSeq and is a predicted model, not a curated record.
AUGGCAAAGGAGGAAGAAGAUGAGAAGAAAGCCAAGAAAGGGAAGAAGGGGAAGAAGGCGCCGGAGCCGGAGAAGCCCAAACGGAGCUUGAAGGGGACGUCGCGGCUGUUCAUGGGCUUCCGCGACCGCACGCCCAAGAUCUCCAAGAAGGGCCAAUUCCGCAGCGCGUCGGCCUUCUUCUGGGGCCUCCACAAGGGCCCUCAGAAGACCAAACGCAAGAAGAAGGCGCGCACCGUGCUCAAGUCGACGUCGAAGCUCAUGACACAGAUGCGCAUGGGCAAGAAGAAGCGCGCGAUGAAGGGCAAGAAGCCAUCCUUCAUGGUGAUCCGCUUCCCCGGGAGGCGCGGCUACGGCCGCCUACGGCCGCGCGCCCAGUCGCUCAGCAAGGCGUCCACAGCCAUCAACUGGCUCACCAAGAAGUUCCUCAUCAAGAAGGCCGAGGAGUCCGGCAGCGAGCAGGCCACGCUGGACGCCUGGCUGAACCGCUCCGGCUCCCGCACGGGCUCCCGCAAGCUGCCCUUCCCGUCGGGCGCCGAGAUCCUGCGGCACGGAGGCCGCCUCCGGAGGUUCCCCCGCAGCCGCAGCAUCUACGCGUCGGGCGAGCCCGUGGGCUUCCUGCCCUUUGAGGACGAGGCCCCGUUCCGGCCCUCGGGCUCCCGCAAGUCGCUGUACGGGCUCGAGGGCUUCCAAGACCUGGGCGAGUAUUAUGACUACCACCGCGAGGGCGACGACUACUACGACCAGCAGUCGCUCUACCAGUACGCGGAGGAGCAGGGGCCCUACCUGGCCGGCCAUGACCCCUACGGCCCGGCCUGGCCGCCCUACGGAGACCACCCCUACGGGUACCCACCCGAGGACACCUACGGCUACUACCACCCGGACUAUUAUGGGGGCUCCUACCACCCCACAUACACCUAUGGCUACGGCUACGACGAUUACGAGCCCCCCUACGCGCCCCCGUCGGGGUACGCAUCUCCCUACAGCUACUACGACAGCUCAGAGAGCGAGACGUACCCGCACGGCUACUACCUGGAUCCUUACGCACCUUAUGAGGCGCCAUACCCGCCCUAUGACCUCGCCUAUGACCUGCCGUACGACGGACCCUACUUCAAUCCCUACCGGGUGCCCUAUGGCGCCCCUUAUGGCGCCCCCUACGCCGAAGGCAUCUAUGGUGAUGGGGACCAGGCCAUCUACCCCCCCGCAGAGCCCUAUCUUUACCCGGAGGAGUCGGCCUUCGCGUACCCGUGGCUGCCGCCGCCCAUCCUGUCGCCCCACAACCCUUACGCCCACCCCAUGGAUGACAUCGCGGAGCUGGAGGAGCCGGAGGAGGCGGGCGGGGAGCGGCCGAGCACCUCCUUCCGCCUGCCCAGCGCCGCCUUCUUCGAGCAGCAAGGCAUGGACAAGCCUGCCAGGUCCAAGCUGUCCCUCAUCCGCAGGUUCCGCCUCUUCCCGCGGCCCCAGGUGAAGCUGUUUGGGAAGGAGAAGUUGGAGGUGCCCCUGCCCCCCUCCCUGGACAUCCCUCUGCCUUUGGGGGAUGCCGAUGAAGACGAGGAAGAGGAGGAGGUGCCCCCGGUGCCAUACGCUCACCCCUUCUGGGGCUUCCUCACCCCGCGCCAGCGCAACCUCCAGCGCGCCCUGUCGGCCUUCGGUGCCCACCGGGGCCUGGGCUUCAGCCCCGAGCUGGGCCGCCCCCCGCCUCGCCCGGCCACCUCGCUGGCGCGGUUCCUCAAAAAGACGCUGUCGGAGAAGAAGCCCCCCUCGCGGCUCAGGGCCAGCCAGAAGGCCCGGCUGGGAGGCCCAGCGGUCAGGGAGGCGGCCUACAAGCGCUUCGGCUACAAGCUGGCCGGCAUGGACGCGGAGCGGCCCGGCACGCCCAUCGUGCUGCGGCGGGCCCAGGCGCGGGCUCGCAACAACAACAACUCCCACCGCGCGCCCGCGCCCGCGCCGCCCUCCCGCUGGGGCGCGCUCGGCUCCCCGCCGGCCCCCCGCCGGCCCCCCAGCCCCGGCCCGCCGCCCGCCCCGGCCUUCGCCCCGGCCCUCUCGGGCCUGCCCCGGCCCGCCUCGCCCUACGGCUCCCUGCGCCGGCAUCCGCCGCCCUGGGCCGCCCCCGCUCACGUGCCCCACAUCCCCCAGGCAAGUUGGUGGGCCUUCGUGGAGCCCCCUCCGGGCAGCUCCGAGGCCCCCCCCGACCUAAUGCCCUUCCCCGGCCCCCGGCCCUCCUUCAGGGGCUCCCGCGGGCGAGGGGCGGCCUUCGGCUUCCCGGGGCCGUCCCCGCGGGCGUCGCGGAGGAGGGCCUGGCCGCCCCUGCCCUCGCCCCAGCCCUCGCUCAGGAGCCUGCCCGGCCCGGGCUACCGCUCGCCCGUGGCGCCCGCGUCCCCCCAGCCGUCCGUCCGCGCCGCCCUCUUCCAGCCGCCCUUCUCGCCGCCGCCCCGCCGUCCCCGCUCGUGGCGGGAGCCCGCGUCCCCGCGCCGCGCCUCUGGGCGCCUGGGCCCCCAGCGCUCGCCCGCCCUGGGCGCCCCGCGGCCGCCCUCGCCGCCCCCUCUGCUGGGCUACAGCCCGCGGCGCCGCUCCCUCCACCUGCCCUCGUGCCUCCCGCACAUGUGGCGCCGCCUCAGCGAACCGCCCACCGGGGCCGUGAAGCCCAGGGUGCGCCAGCCCUUCCACCGGCCUCCCAGCGCAGGGUCUUGGUCAGCCGCUGCGGCAGCCCCUGAGCUCCGGGAGAGCCCGCGGGAGCCCGAGGACUCGGAGACGCCCUGGAUGGUGCCCCCGCUGGCCCCCAGCUGGGACGUGGACAUGCCUCCCACCCAGCGCCCACCCUCGCCCUGGCCAGGAGGGGUGGGCAGUCGGUGCAGCUUUUCCAGCCCACACGCUGUACCCAAAAACCCCUUCCUCCAGCACGUGGGACCUGAGCCCUCCCUUGCCCCCCAGCUGGAGGGCCCAGCCUCUGACUCAACCAGUAUCUUCCUGGGUAGACACUGCGACCCUGGGUCUGGACAGCUGGCCAAAUCGGCUGGCCCGCCCCCUAACAAGCCUGGAGAAGAGGCCACCCCCCGGGACUCCCAGCCGCCAGCAGAGACUGAGCCCUUGACCUUGACACCCUCCAAGGAUUCCUCUCCAGAGCAGAAGACACUAAGGCUUAGUCUCUCCCACCCACUGGCCGCUUGUGACAGGAAGAGGGCCACGUGGCCACCAUGGCGCCGCUGGGGUACACUGCCCAGCAUCCCAGCCCCCUUGGUGUCCACUGGGGCCUCAGGGCCCCUGCCCAAGGUGGGUGAGCGGUGCCAGGCAGGCCCUGGGCGUUUUGCCGUGGUCAUGCCUCAGGUUCAAAAGCUGAGCUCUUUCCAGCGACUUGGUCUUGCCACCAUGCAGCCCCCCAGCAAGCCAGCCCAGGACCCAGAGCCCCGCCCCAAACCAAGAGCCUGGAGUCUGCUCUGGUCACACCUCUGGCUGCCAGUGGAGGCCCACCAACCCUGGCCACGGGUACACACCCGCCACCUGUCCUGCUGUUCCCCUGGCCCUGGAGCUGCCUACCUGCCCCAUGGGGGCCCCUGGGAAGAGGUUGGCCCCAAAAGCUGGUGGAAAAAGAUGCACUCCAUCCGCAACCUGCCGUCCUCGAGGUUCCGAGAGCAGCACCGGGAGGAUGGCGUGGAGGACAUGACACAGCUGGAAGACCUCCAAGAGACAACCUUGCUGUCCAACCUCAAGACGAGAUUUGAACGGAACCUCAUCUACACAUAUAUCGGCAGCAUCCUGGUGUCAGUGAACCCAUACCGAAUGUUUGGAAUCUACGGGCCGGAACAGGUGCAGCAGUACAGUGGGCGGGCCCUGGGAGAGAAUCCCCCGCACCUCUUUGCAAUUGCAAAUCUCGCCUUCGCCAAAAUGCUUGAUGCCACACAGGACCAGUGCAUAAUCAUCAGUGGAGAGAGCGGCUCUGGAAAAACUGAGGCCACAAAGCUGAUUCUGCGCUACCUGGCCGCCAUGAACCCAAAACGGGGUGUCAUGCAGCAGAUAAAGAUCCUAGAGGCAACACCCCUCUUGGAGUCCUUCGGUAACGCCAAAACCGUCAGGAAUGACAACUCCAGCCGCUUUGGGAAGUUCGUGGAGAUCUUUCUGGAAGGGGGCGUGAUCUCUGGUGCCAUAACCUCCCAGUACCUGCUAGAGAAAUCCAGGAUUGUGUUUCAGGCCAAAAACGAGAGGAACUACCACAUCUUCUAUGAGCUGCUGGCCGGACUGCCUGCCCAGCUCCGGCGGGCCUUCUGCCUGCAGGAGGCUGAGACCUACUAUUACCUGAACCAGGGUGGGAACUGUGAGAUCUCGGGGAAGAGCGACGCAGAUGACUUCCGCCGGCUCCUGGCUGCCAUGGAGGUCCUGGGCUUCAGCAGUGAGGACCAGGACAGCAUCUUUCGCAUCCUGGCCUCCAUCCUGCACCUGGGCAAUGUCUACUUUGAGAAGUAUGAGACGGAUGCACAGGAGGUGGCCUCGGUGGUGAGCGCCCGGGAGAUCCAGGCCGUGGCAGAGCUGCUGCAGGUCUCCCCUGAGGGCCUGCAGAAGGCCAUCACCUUCAGAGUGACCGAGACCAUGCAAGAGAAGAUAUUCACCCCGCUGACCGUGGAGAGCGCUGUGGAUGCCAGGGACGCCAUCGCCAAGGUCUUGUAUGCACUGCUGUUCAGCUGGCUCAUCGCCAGGGUCAACGUGCUGGUGUCCCCACAGCAGGACGCGCUGUCCAUCGCCAUCCUGGACAUCUACGGCUUUGAGGACCUGAGCUUCAACAGCUUCGAGCAGCUGUGCAUCAACUACGCCAAUGAGAACCUUCAGUACCUUUUCAACAAGAUCGUCUUCCAGGAGGAGCAGGAGGAGUACAUCCGGGAGCAGAUCGACUGGCAGGAGAUCGCCUUUGCCGACAAUCAGCCCUGCAUCAACCUCAUCUCACUGAAGCCCCACGGCAUCCUGCGCAUCCUCGACGACCAGUGUUGCUUUCCCCAGGCCACAGACCACACAUUUCUGCAGAAGUGCCAUUACCACCACGGCGCCCACCCCCUCUACUCUAAACCCAAGAUGCCGCUGCCCGAGUUCACCAUCAGGCACUACGCGGGCAAGGUCACCUACCAGGUGCACAAGUUCCUGGACAAGAACCACGACCAGGUGCGCCAGGACGUGCUGGACCUGUUCAUGCGGAGCCGGACACGGGUGGUGGCACACCUCUUCUCCAGCCACGCCCCGCAGGCUGCCCCACAGCGCCUGGGCAAGAGCAGCUCCGUCAGCCGGCUACACAAGGCACACACAGUGGCCGCCAAGUUCCAGCAGUCGCUCCUGGAUCUGGUGGAAAAAAUGGAGAGGUGUAACCCCUUGUUCGUGCGUUGCCUGAAGCCCAACCACAAGAAGGAGCCAGGCCUCUUUGAGCCAGAUGUGGUAAUGGCACAGUUACGCUAUUCGGGGGUGCUGGAGACUGUGCGGAUCCGCAAGGAGGGCUUUCCGGUGCGGCUGCCCUUCCAGGUGUUCAUUGACAGGUACCGCUGUCUAGUGGCCCUCAAGCACAGCCUGCCAGCCAGUGGGGACGCAUGUGUGUCAGUGCUGAGCCGCCUGUGCACCGUCACACCGAACAUGUACCGUGUCGGCAUCAGCAAGCUGUUCCUCAAGGAGCACCUGCACCAGCUGCUGGAGAGCAUGCGGGCGCGGGUCCUCAACCUGGCAGCCCUCACGCUGCAGCGCCGGCUCCGUGGCUUCCUCAUCCAGCGGCGUUUCCGCUCCCUGCGCCGCAAAGUCGUCCUGCUGCAGAGCCGGGCCCGUGGCUACCUGGCCAGGCAACGAUAUCAGCAGAUGAGAAGGAGGCUGGUAAAGUUCCGGUCCCUGGUGCACACGUACAUGAGCCACCGGCGUUACCUCAAGCUGAGGGCAGAGCAGAGGCUCCGGGUGGAGGAGGUGCGGCUACGGGAGCAGGAGGAGCUGAGCAAGCGGGAGGUGGUCGCUGUGGGGCACCUGGAGGUACCAGCAGAGCUGGCCGGGCUCUUGCGAGCAGUGGCAGGCCUCAGGCCGGCCCGGGAGCCCCAGGUGGCCCCCGUGCGGACUCCCCAGCUCCAGGCUGAGCCCCGUGUCACACUGCCCCUGGACAUCAACAAUUACCCCAUGGCCAAGUUUGUCCGGUGCCACUUCAAGGAACCUGCUUUUGGGAUGCUGACGGUACCCCUGAGGAUGCCGCUCACGCGGCUGCCCGUAGAGCUGCACGCGGAAGCUGUGGGCGUCUUCAAGCUGAUCCUGCGUUUCAUGGGCGACCCCCACCUGCACGGUGCCCAGGAAAACAUCUUCGGGAACUACAUUGUGCAGAAAGGGCUGGCAGUGCCCGAACUGCGGGACGAGAUCCUGGCACAGCUGGCCAACCAGGUGUGGCACAACCCCAGUGCCCACAAUGCCGAGCGGGGCUGGCUCUUGCUGGCUGCCUGUCUCAGUGGCUUUGCACCUUCCUCCAGCCUCAGCAAGUACCUGCUCAAGUUUGUGUCUGAUUAUGGGCGGAAUGGCUUCCAGGCUGUGUGUCAACAUCGCCUCAUGCAGGCCAUGGGCCGGGCCCAACAGCAGGGCCCUGGGGCUGCCCGCACCUUCCCUCCAACCCAGCUCGAGUGGAUAGCAACCCAGGAGAAGGCUGCCAUGGCGCUGGAUGUGGGCUGCUUCAACGGUGACCAGUUCUCCUGUCCGGUGCACUCCUGGAGCACAGGGGAAGAGGUGGCUGGAGACAUGCUGAGGCACAGGGGACUGGCAGAUGGCUGGCGGGGCUGGACAGUGGCCAUGAAGAAUGGGGUCCAGUGGGCAGAGCUGGCAGGCCAUGACUACGUGCUGGACCUCGUGUCAGACCUCGAGCUGCUCAGGGACUUCCCGCGACAGAAGUCUUACUUCAUCGUGGGUGCAGAAGGGCCCAUGGCCGGCAGGGGAGGCUCCAGAGUGGUGUUUGGGAACAGCUGGGACUCGGAUGAGGAGACGCCCACUAGGCCCCAGCCCCAGGGGCACAUGCCCAAAGGGGCUGAUUCUGAUGGGUACUGCAGCCACAACGAGGACAGUACAAAUGGGGAGACUGAGGCACAGAGAGGGACAGCAACCCACCAAGACUUGGACAGCCUUCGAGAACCUGUUGUGCCCCACAGGGGACUGGACCACUACCUGGACAGCCUCUUCGACCCCGUGCUGUUCCACGGGGACGCGGACCUAGAGAAGCCAACGGCCAUUGCCUACCGCAUGAAAGGGGGAGGCCAUCCUGGCAGAGGUGGCGGUAGCAGCACCGAAGACUCCCCCAGGAGUCCCCCAGAGCCAAAGCCAAAACCAAUCCCAGGCCUGGACGCUUCCACGCUGGCUCUUCAGCAAGCCUUCAUCCACAAGCAGGCCGUGCUGCUGGCUCGGGAGAUGACCCUGCAGGCCAUGGCGCUCCAGCAGCAGCCCCUGGGGCCCACCCCAAGGCCCUUGCUGCCCGAGAAAGCUCCAGCGCCAGAGGCAUGGCCGAAGUCUGUAGGCACUGGACCCCCAGCCAAACCCGUGCUCCUGCGCCCUGCUCCAAAGCCUUUGGCCCCAGCCCCUCUGGCCAAGGCCCCCAGGCCCCUCACCAAGCCCGUGGCUGCCCCCAUUCUAGCUCUGGACCGGGCUUCUCUAGAAACCACUUUGCCCUGCUCAGAGCUGGUCCGGCACUCACCACUCAACUCGGAACACUUCCCGCAGCCCACGCAGCAGAUCAAGAGCAUCAUCAGGCAGUACCAGCAGCCACCUCGGGGAGGCCAGCCCGGGGCCCGCAGGAAGGACGGUGGAAGGGUGUUCGUGAAGCAGGCAGACCCCCAUGAGGAGGCCCUGAUGAUCCUGAAGGGGCAGAUGAGCCACCCGGCGGUGGCACCUGGCACCCAGGUGCCCAGAGAGGAUGUGGCCCUGGUGAAGCCAGUGACCAGUGCACCGAGGCCAUCUAUGGGGCCCACUCCAGUGCUGCCCUCAAGGUCGCUGGAGCCUGCGGAGGAACCAGUACAGACGCGGCUGCACCGCCUUCUCAGCCCCCACGUCUAUGGCUACCGCGACGCCCCGUGGCGGAUCUUCCUGCGCAAAGAGGUGUUCUACCCCAAGGACAGCUACAGCCACCCUGUGCAGCUGGACCUCCUGUUCCGGCAGAUCCUGCAUGACACGCUCUCCGAGGCCUGCCUGCGCAUCUCCGAGGACGAGAGGCUCAAGAUGAAGGCCCUGUUUGCCCAGAACCAGCUGGACACGCAGAGGCCCCUGGUGACGGAGAGCGUGAAGCGGGCUGUGGUCAGCACCGCACGCGACAGCUGGGAGGUCUACUUCUCUCGCCUCUUCCCCGCCACGGGCAGCGUGGGCACUGGUGUACAGAUGCUAGCUGUGUCCCACACAGGCAUCAAACUCUUGCGGAUGGUCAAGGGCAGCCGAGAGGCCGGUGGGCAGCUGCGGGUCCUGCGCACAUACAGCUUUGCAGAUAUCCUGUUUGUGGCCAUCCCCUCCCAGAACAUGCUAGAGUUCAACUUGGCCAGCGAGAAGGUCAUCCUCUUCUCAGCCCGGGCUCACCAGGUCAAGACUCUGGUGGACGACUUCAUCCUGGAGUUGAAGAAGGACUCAGACUACGUGGUCGCCGUGAGGAAUUUCCUGCCUGAAGACCCGGCACUGCUGGCCUUCCACAAGGGCGAUAUCAUCCACCUGCAGCCCAUGGAGCCACCUCGAAUGGGCUACAGUGCUGGCUGUGUUGUCCGCAAGAAGGUCGUAUACCUGGAGGAGCUGCGGCGCAGAGGCCCCGACUUCGGUUGGAGGUUCGGGACCAUCCAUGGGCGUGUGGGCCGCUUUCCCUCUGAGCUGGUGCAACCCGCGGCCGCCCCUGACUUCCUGCAGCUGCCCACAGAGCCGGGCCGGGGCCGGGCCGCUGCUGUGGCCGCUGCUGUGGCCUCCACCACUGCUGCACGGGAGGUGGGCCGCAGGAGGGAGGGUCCCCCAGUAAGGGCUGGCUCCACUGACCGUGGGGAGGAUGGCCUGGCUCUCCCACCAUACACAAUGCUCGAGUUUGCCCAGAAGUACUUCCGAGACCCUCAGAGGAGACCCCAGGAUGGCCUCAGGCUGAAACCCAAGGAGGGACGGGAGUCCAGAACCUUGGAGGACAUGCUCUGCUUCACCAAGACCCCACUGCAGGAGUCCCUCAUCGACCUCAGCGACAGCAGCCUCAACCAGAUGGCCACAGACAUGUUCCUAGCUGUGAUGCGGUUCAUGGGGGAUGCCCCAGCGAAGGGCCAGAGUGAACUGGAUGUGCUUUGCGCCCUCCUGAAGCUGUGCGGAGACCAUGAGGUCAUGCGGGAUGAGUGUUACUGCCAAGUUGUGAAGCAGAUCACAGACAAUACCAGCACCAAGCAGGACAGUUGCCAGCGAGGCUGGAGGCUGCUAUACAUUGUGGCCGCCUACCAUAGCUGCUCUGAGGUCCUCCAGCCACACCUCGUUCGCUUCCUCCAAGAUGUGAGCCGGACCCCAGGCCUGCCCUUCCAGGGGAUUGCCAAGGCCUGUGAGCAGAACCUGCAGAAAACCUUGCGCUUUGGCGGCCGUCUGGAACUCCCCAGCAGCAUGGAGCUUCGGGCCAUGUUGGCGGGCCGCAGUUCCAAGAGGCAGCUCUUUCUUCUCCCCGGAGGCCUCGAACGCCAUCUCAAAAUCAAGACGUGCACUGUGGCCCUGGAUGUGGUGGAGGAAAUCUGUGCUGAGAUGGCUCUGACGCGCCCUGAGGCCUUUGACGAGUAUGUCAUCUUUGUUGUCACUAACCGAGGCCAGCACGUGUGCCCGCUCAGCCGCCGUGCCUACAUCCUGGACGUGGCCUCAGAGAUGGAGCACGUGGACGGUGGCUACAUGCUCUGGUUCCGGCGUGUGCUCUGGGAUCAGCCACUCAAGUUCGAGAACGAGCUAUACGUGACCAUGCACUAUAACCAGGUCCUGCCCGACUACCUGAAAGGCCUCUUCAGCAGCGUGCCGGCCAGCCGGCCCAGCGAGCAGCAGCUUCAGCAGGCGUCCAAGCUGGCUUCGCUGCAGCACCGGGCCAAGGGCCACCUCUACCUGCCCAGCGUGCGGGAGGUCCAGGAGUACAUUCCGGCCCAGCUCUACUGCACCACGGCCGGCUCGGCUUGGCUCAACCUGGUCAGCCAGCACCGGCAGCAGACCCAGGCACUCAGCCCCCACCAGGCCCGCACCCAGUUUCUGGGCCUCCUCAGCGCCUUGCCCAUGUUCGGCUCUUCCUUCUUCUUCGUCCAGAGCUGCAGCAGCGUUGCUGUGCCGGCCCCCUGCAUCCUGGCUGUCAACCAGAAUGGCCUAAACUUCCUCAGCACGGAGACCCAUGAGCUGAUGGUCAAGUUCCCCCUGAAGGAGAUCCAGUCGACGCGGACCCAGCGGCCCACAGCCAGCUCCAGCUACCCCUAUGUGGAGAUCACACUGGGGGACGUGGCAGCCCAGCGCACCAUGCAGCUGCAGCUGGAGCAGGGACUGGAGUUGUGUCGUGUGGUGGCUGUGCAUGUGGAGAGCCUGCUCAAUGCCCGGGAGAGGCGGCUCACGCUGCCCCCCAGUGAGAUCACGUUGCUCUGACCCAGCCCCCGCCCUCUGGCUGCCCUCUGCCAGAAGGCUUGCUGUAUGCCUCCAGGGGAGUUACUGGGCCUCUCUGGGCCAGUAACCCCUGUAACAGGCCAGAACACUGCGGACACCAAGAGGAGAAAGGAGGAGAACCCAAGUCCCCAGAACUCAGGAAGACCGAUCCAGAGUUGGGAUGGAAUUGGAGCCUGGAAACUUGGGUCAGAUAGCAAGAGGAACUUCCAAAGCCUGGUCAGUGGGGCCUCCUGACAUGUCCCCCUGUGGGCCCUGCCCCUAACUUCCACUUGUGGCAGGGAAGCCCCACACCAGGGCCUGGACGAGCUGGAAUUUGCCUGUGGUGCAUCCGGGUCUGACACUCAGAUCUGCUCCAGCUCCACAUCCUGGCCCCUCAUGUGUCCUCCGUGGGGGCCCCUGCAGUGCUGCUCAGCUUGGAUUUGGGACCCUUGGUCAUUUCUGUGCAGCUAAAAGGUGCGGCUGGCAGCCAUUCUUCCAUGGAGUUGCUGAGUGGCUGGAAAACAAGCUGGAGGGAGGAGGCAGGAGUUGGAAGUCUGGUUGUACCCCUGGGCACUGCCCAUGAACAGAGCUUCCAGUAGACAUCUGUUCUUACCUCUCCCUGCAUACUCCUGUGCCCCCACUCCACACUCCUUAGGUAGCUCCAAUCCUAGUCCCCCAUCACUGUCCGGGCCACACAAGGUUCGAGAGUGGCACGGUGGAGGAAGAGAGAAUUUUUGUGUUACGGGCUGGGGAGGGAGAAGUCUGGGAAACAGCUUCCCAGAGAGUGGGACAUUGGAGUUGGGUUUUGAAGGAUGAGUAGGAGUUUGCUAGGAAUAGAUGGAAAUGUUUCUCCAAACAGAGAAAAUGAUAUUUUUUCCCUAGAACAGUGUUUAACACAAAGUAAGCAUUUAAGAAAUAUUCGUCACAUGA